This is a messenger RNA of Stomoxys calcitrans (stable fly), 1586 nucleotides long. RefSeq names its product palmitoyltransferase ZDHHC16. Lineage: Eukaryota; Metazoa; Arthropoda; Insecta; Diptera; Muscidae. Gene Ontology annotation, cellular component: Golgi apparatus. Gene Ontology annotation, biological process: protein palmitoylation. Gene Ontology annotation, molecular function: palmitoyltransferase activity. The record is from RefSeq and is a predicted model, not a curated record. The transcript is spliced from 7 exons. Bases 87 to 1250 code for a protein of 387 amino acids.
AUUUACUUUUUUGUGAGCAAUGAGAGAAACCACCCUCCCCAAUGGAAAGUAAAUAAAUAUACUGGAGCCUGCGAACCACAACGAAAAUGGGACGUUUUAAUUGGAGAUUGCAAAACAGGACAAGUUUUCUUAACUUUUUCCAUUUACGAUGGUCCUAUAUGAAGCUGUGCUGGCACUCUUUAAGCUACAACAGUCACAUGAAUGCUUCUUAUGCCACAGAUGUAUGCAUGGAACCCGUAUUUUGGGUAGUUGACAACUAUACACAUCUCUUGGGACCGUUUUUCGUUGUUGGUGUUGCUUUAUUAACUACUGCCGUUGUAACUAUUGCCUAUUGGAUUGGUUUCCCAUUUUGGUGGGCAAAAAGUCCCGCAGCUACAAUUUUUCUUUUAAUAGUGGGCAAUUGGUUACUAUUAAAUGUGGUAUUCCACUAUGUUAUGGCUGUCAUAACUCCAGCUGGUGAGCCUCCUGAGAACACAUCCCUCUCCGAGGCAGUUAGUAUAUGCAAGAAAUGUAUAUCUCCCAAACCACCUCGUACCCAUCAUUGCUCAGUUUGCAAUAAAUGCAUACUAAAAAUGGAUCACCAUUGUCCCUGGCUUAACAACUGUGUUGGUUUUGGUAAUCAUCGUUAUUUUUUCCUGUACAUGUUGUACACCACGUUGGGAUGUCUGUUUUUAAUAUUGUUUGGUGUGGAAAUCGGUUAUAAAUAUUUAUGGUUGGAUCAUGGAGACCAUUGGACAGAAACAGAGCCUUUGGAAGGGCAACCGGUUAAAUUAAAUUUAAGUGGUCACAUAAUACCAGUGACUCAUUUAAAUGAAUAUGACGAGGAUUUACUGUUACCUGCCCAGCAUAAUCUACCCACUCCAGCAGAGGGCAUUGAUGCCAAUAGCCUUUAUACCGCUUCACGCCGUAGAGCUUUGUGGUUUAUGACUUUCAUAUGUGUGGCAGUGGUUUUGGCCCUAGGAACACUUUGUAGCUGGCAUGCCAAGCUAAUAACACGCGGCGAGACAAGCGUUGAGGCUCAUAUCAAUCAAUCGGAACGCAAGCGUCUGCUUGCGCAAAACAAGACAUACAUCAAUCCGUAUAAUUUUGGUCCUAAAAAGAAUUGGCGUUUAUUUUUGGGUUUGGUUAGGGGCCGCAAAUUUUGGCGCACCGUUCUUUUGCCCUCUUGGCAUAAACCGGAAGGCAAUGGUUUGUCAUUUCACACUGUCCAUGACUAUGAUUAUGCGGCACAAAUUGACGAAUGGCCAUAGGACAAACUUAAAUGAUGUAUUUUCAACUCAAUGGUGUUCUUUAACUUAAAGUAUUUCAUUCCAAGCCCUCAUGCAUGCUUGUACAUACAUUUGUAGACGAAUUGAUUUUGUUUUCCAUAAGAAGAAGAAAAAAACUUAUAUUAAGUUUGAGCAUCUGGAUUUUGACUGUCUGAAUGUGUUUUUGUGUUUUUACUCUAAGUCAUAAAGAUAAUUUGUUUAUAGAGAUAUUUUUUAUGCGAGUAUCCAUCGCUACAAUCUAGAUUAUGUUAAAAUAAAUAUUAAUUUCAAAUUGCAAUGUAGGGAACUUAGUUGUGGAAUUUUUAUAAUAAACAAAAC